UUCAUCUAUUUCUGUGAUACCAAGAACCUUCCAUUGUGUAUUGUCUGAGACACCUGAACCUCCGCUAUCUAAAUUAAGCGAUGAUGAAGCAAAGGUGGAAGGCCACACGUAGAAAAUCGCUAAAUCAAAGCGCACUCGUACAGGUCCCUCGGCUCCGAACGGACCUUGGAAAAACCGAAAUCGCGGUAAAAAUAAACCGCGCGACAAUUAGCAUCGCCGAUUUUUCGAAAUUUCGCGUCGAAAACGUCACGGGGCAAAACAAAAAAGUGUUUUUCUUUCGCCGCUUCUCUCUCCGCUCGUAUAAACACUGACCGAGUACAAGGCCUCGCGUGCUUGCGCCCGAAAUAGCCGAAGUGAUCGGCUCCGACAACGUGCCAAACGGUGAAUUCAAACGCCGAUUGCACGUCCAAUUAACGAGAAUAAUGAGUUUCGUGCGGAAUAUUUUCGGUGUAGGUGAUAACAAGGAGAGCGAACAGGAGGACGAGGAGACCAGCGAGGAGAUCUCCUCGUCUUCGGACACCGGCUUCCUCAGCAACCUCAACAGCGCCAGCGACUUCGACACCAGCUUGGGAUCCAACGGGUCCGGGGACCCGGAUUGCUCUACUAUCUCCAAUUUUUUCGGUUAUUGGAAAAGCCUGGUCAACCAAGAAGCCAAAUUUCAAAGCAAACUCAACGACCUGACGAAGGAGCUCUCCUUUCGAGAUGCCGAAGCGAACAAGCUCAAAUUCCAAAUGGAGGAGCUGCAACGCGACGUAUUCGCCAAAUCCGCAGGAAUGGACAGACUCGAAUCCGAGUUGAAAGAAGCCCAAAAAGAAUGCGAAACCAUCAGCAGAACCAUAAGGAACUUAGAAAACGAUCUUGAGAACCAGAAGAAGAGGAAUAUUUUAUUAAACAGGGAAUUAGAAGAAAAAACUGAAUCAUUCAGUGUAUCAGAAAAAGACUACAAAUCGAAAAUAGAGCACCUGGAAAAUGUCAUAAAAGAGCUACGCACGAGGAUCGAAAGCUUGGAGAAGCAGCUGCAGGUGCUGCAGGAGGAGAAGCUGCAGCUGGCCCGGCGGCAGGAGGACAUCCUGAGCGAGCGGGACGAGGAGAAAAGGCGCAUAGAAGAGACGCUGGAGCAGGCGCAGAAGCAGAAGGAGCAGCUGGAGGAGAAGUGGAAGAAGGACUUCGAGAAUUUGCGCACGGUGAACAUCCUGCGGGAGCAGGAGAUGCUCGACGACUUCGAGUGGAAGCUGAGGGACGUCGAGCAGACGUGCAAGAAGAAAAUCGACGAGAAAGAUGAGGUGUUGCAAAUGUCGUUGCAGCAUUCUCAGACAAAGGAGACCGAAGCUGAGGAAUUAUCCAAAAAGAUAGAGAAUCUCAUUAUCCUCGAAAAGGAGCUAAACGAAUUAAAAGACAAAACGACGGAGCAAAACAGAUCGAUGAAAACCCUAAUCGAAGAGCACGAGCAAAUGCAGCAAAGCGAAGAGAACCUCAAGACCGAGGUGAAGAAGCUGCGAGGCCUAAUCGACCUGGAGAAGGAGAACCUGCAGCACAUGCAGCGCAUCCAUCAGCAGGAAAUCCUGGACAAAGAGAGAAAAUUGCAGCAGACCCUCAACGAGAAACGCAUCGAAAUCGCCAUGUACUGGGAGGACCGGCUGCUCAACGAGAUAUCCAGGCUCAAGUACGAGCUGGAGCAAAUUUACAACGAAGAGAAAUAUUCCGCCGUCGAAACGGUGAGGAAGUCCAAAGACGAUGACUUCCGAAAGGCGGAAAGGCAAUGGGAACAGAAAUUUACCGAGUAUUUAAACGAGGUGCAAAAUUUACAAAAGGCCCUCGAUGAAAAGGAUGAAUAUUACAAAAACGAAAUAGUGAAGCAACAGAGCAUCACGGAUCAAGACAUAUUCGAACUGAGAAGACUCAUAGAUAAAUUAGACAUGUCUCAUCACGAAAAGUACGAUAAACUGGUAACGCAGCACGAAAGCGAUUUAGAACAAGCAAGGUUAGUGUAUAAUAAAAAAGUCCAAGAGGUAGAAGCUUAUUGGAUGGAGCAAGUCGAAUUGCUCAAUGCCAGAAUAAACGCGAUGAAGCAACAAAUGGAAAUAGAAGCACAAGAAAGGUUAAAGGUUUUGAUACAGACCCAUCAAUCCGAUUUAGAAGAACAAUGGGAGAACCUUAUACAGCAAAAAAAGGAAGCUAUACAAUUUUUAGAAGAAAAAUACAUCUCCAAAUGCCAGCAACUGCAAGAGCAGCUGCAGCAGCAGCAAAAGUCCCACACCGGCAGGGAAGUGGAGCUGCUGAAGACGGUGGACGCGCUGAAAAACGAACUGCAAAGCAAGGAAUCCAUCAUAGAAGACAUGCAGAGCAGCUUGGAAACCCUGGAGGGCGGGAUUCAGGUCCUUAACCAGGAAAUAGCCCACCAGAGCGAAGUGAUCCUGAAAGAGAAAAAAGACUACGAACAAAAAUUGAGAUCAUUCGAAUCGAAAAUAGCGAAGAUGCAACACCAGCACGAAAACGAGCAGGAAGCGUACCGAUUGAAAUACAUCAACUCGCAGAAAACCUACCAGCAAACAGUCGAUCACCUUCAGAAGAAAUACACUUGCUUAACCAAACUAUUCGAAGAGGUGCGGCAGAGGUACGAGCGCAGGGAGUCCCGACAAGAGGACAUCAACAUCAUAUCGGACUUGAAGCAAGUCAUCGCCGAGCAGGAGAAAGACCUGAACUGCAUCAACGAAGAGAAGAGGUACUUCCAAAUGAGAUUGAUGGCGUUGGAGAGCCGGCUCGACAACCGGGGAUCCUCCGACGAUGAAUCGCUGAGCAACGAUCCCCCGUUCGCCGAUUGCAACGACGCUUUCGCGGCGGAGACCGCGCUCCAUCCUCCCAGCGCGCCCCAUCAAUCGCACGGCCCGGGUAUGCUCAGUAUUCCACCGACGAUAGAGGAAGCCGAAGAGUAAUUUAGAUUUUUCUACGUGUUAGCGUUUACCUACGUUUAUUUCGCACAAACAUUAACGUGUUGGAAGUAAGGAAAAGUUUGGGUCGUUGACGUGGAGGUUUUCUUACUUUUUUUACUUCGCAGAAUGGCGUCUAGUUUGUAUUUGAAUUGUUUGCACGGAGUAUAUUUGUAUAUCUUUGAAUAAAGCCGAUUUUAUAUAUAGUUAUUUGCAUA
Messenger RNA from Phyllotreta striolata, 3145 nucleotides. Lineage: Eukaryota; Metazoa; Arthropoda; Insecta; Coleoptera; Chrysomelidae. The record is from the annotation of a GenBank genome assembly.